This is a messenger RNA of Manis pentadactyla (Chinese pangolin), 3412 nucleotides long. It is a transcript of the gene DDX1, whose product is annotated as DEAD-box helicase 1. The transcript has 26 exons. Gene Ontology annotation, molecular function: RNA helicase activity; protein binding; nucleic acid binding. NCBI's taxonomy places the organism in Eukaryota, Metazoa, Chordata, Mammalia, Pholidota, Manidae. The record is from RefSeq and is a predicted model, not a curated record. Bases 245 to 2467 code for a protein of 740 amino acids.
ACCAUUAGUACGGCUCAUUCGGACCCGUCCCAGCGACGCAAGGAAGGCAAGUUCCCGCUGGAGCUGGGCCGCGCUCGGGCGUCGCGGGGCGGUCUUUUCUUGCGCAGGAACCGUUCUCCCGGCGCCGGGGCCCUGCCCGGACUCGGAUAACUGCAGGCCGACGGCCGGAAACGCGCGCGGCCAGAGCAGCGUGGCGGUGCAGAGGGAGGAGAGCGAGAGCGGCGGGGCGGCGGACGGAGCGAAGAUGGCGGCUUUCUCGGAGAUGGGUGUCAUGCCUGAGAUUGCACAAGCUGUGGAAGAGAUGGAUUGGCUUCUCCCAACUGAUAUCCAGGCAGAAUCUAUUCCACUGAUCCUAGGAGGAGGUGAUGUACUGAUGGCUGCAGAAACAGGAAGUGGAAAAACUGGUGCUUUCAGUAUUCCAGUUAUCCAGAUAGUUUAUGAAACUCUGAAAGACCAACAGGAAGGCAAAAAAGGAAAAACAACAAUUAAAACUGGUGCUUCAGUGCUCAACAAAUGGCAGAUGAAUCCAUAUGACAGAGGAUCUGCUUUUGCAAUCGGGUCAGAUGGUCUUUGCUGUCAAAGCAGAGAAGUAAAGGAAUGGCACGGUUGUAGAGCUACUAAAGGAUUAACGAAAGGGAAACACUACUAUGAAGUAUCCUGUCAUGACCAAGGGUUAUGCAGAGUUGGGUGGUCCUCCAUGCAGGCUUCCUUAGACUUAGGUACUGACAAGUUUGGAUUUGGCUUUGGUGGAACAGGAAAGAAAUCCCAUAAUAAACAGUUUGAUAAUUACGGAGAGGAAUUCACUAUGCAUGAUACUAUUGGAUGUUACCUAGACAUAGAUAAAGGGCAUAUCAAAUUCUCCAAAAAUGGAAAAGACCUUGGUCUGGCUUUUGAAAUACCGCCACAUAUGAAGAACCAAGCCCUCUUUCCUGCCUGUGUUUUAAAGAAUGCCGAACUAAAAUUUAACUUCGGCGAAGAAGAAUUUAAGUUUCCACCAAAAGAUGGUUUUGUUGCUCUUUCCAAGGCAUCAGAUGGUUACAUUGUCAAAUCACAGCACACAGGUAAUGCACAGGUGUCACAAACAAAGUUCCUCCCCAAUGCUCCAAAAGCUCUCAUCGUUGAGCCCUCCCGAGAGUUAGCUGAACAAACUUUGAAUAACGUCAAGCAGUUUAAGAAAUACAUUGAUAAUCCUAAAUUAAGGGAGCUUCUGAUAAUUGGAGGUGUUGCAGCACGGGAUCAGCUCUCUGUUUUGGAUAAUGGGGUAGAUAUAGUCGUUGGGACUCCAGGAAGACUAGAUGAUUUGGUGUCAACUGGAAAGCUGAACUUAUCUCAAGUCAGAUUCCUGGUCCUGGAUGAAGCUGAUGGGCUGCUUUCUCAAGGUUAUUCUGAUUUUAUAAAUAGGAUUCACAGUCAGAUCCCUCAGAUUACCUCUGAUGGAAAAAGACUUCAGGUGAUUGUUUGCUCUGCUACUUUGCAUUCAUUUGAUGUAAAGAAGCUGUCUGAGAAGAUAAUGCAUUUUCCCACAUGGGUUGACUUAAAAGGAGAAGAUUCUGUUCCAGAUACUGUACACCACGUUGUUGUCCCAGUGAAUCCGAAAGCUGACAGGCUCUGGGAAAGGCUUGGAAAAAAUCACAUUAGAACUGAUGACGUACAUGCAAAAGAUAACACAAGACCUGGUGCUAACAGUCCAGAAAUGUGGUCUGAAGCUAUUAAAAUCCUGAAAGGGGAGUAUGCUGUUCGGGCUAUCAAGGAACACAAGAUGGAUCAAGCAAUUAUUUUCUGCAGAACCAAAAUUGACUGUGAUAACUUGGAGCAGUAUUUUAUGCAACAAGGAGGAGGGCCUGAUAAAAAAGGACACCAGUUCUCAUGUGUUUGUCUUCAUGGUGACAGAAAGCCUCAUGAAAGGAAGCAAAAUUUGGAAAGAUUUAAGAAAGGAGAUGUAAGAUUCUUGAUUUGCACGGAUGUAGCUGCCAGAGGAAUUGAUAUCCAUGGUGUUCCUUACGUUAUAAAUGUCACCUUGCCUGAUGAAAAGCAAAACUAUGUACAUCGAAUUGGCAGAGUGGGAAGAGCUGAAAGGAUGGGUCUGGCCAUUUCCCUGGUGGCAACAGAAAAAGAAAAGGUUUGGUACCAUGUAUGUAGCAGCCGUGGAAAAGGUUGUUAUAACACAAGACUCAAGGAAGAUGGUGGCUGUACCAUAUGGUACAAUGAGAUGCAGUUGCUGUCUGAGAUAGAAGAGCAUCUGAACUGUACCAUUUCUCAGGUUGAGCCAGAUAUAAAGGUACCAGUGGAUGAAUUUGAUGGAAAAGUUACCUAUGGGCAAAGAAGGGCUGCUGGUGGUGGAAACUAUAAAGGCCAUGUGGAUAUUUUGGCACCUACAGUUCAAGAAUUGGCUGCCCUUGAAAAGGAGGCGCAGACAUCUUUCCUGCAUCUUGGCUACCUUCCUAACCAGCUGUUCAGAACCUUCUGAUCCUUACAUACACUGAAUAAGAUUUGAGUAAUAAAAGUCUGUAGUCUUAAAACUCUAAAACAAUUACACUGCUUCCGAGCAGCAGUAUUUGCAGUAACUUAAGCUAACUCUUGCAUGUCAAGAAACAUUAGUCUUAGGAAUUCUUCAUAAAAUGACAACCUAAUGAAAAUAAUAAAUAUGAUGACUAUAUUUUCAUGAAGGUUUAUAUCUUACUUUAAAGUUAUUUGAUAGUUGUCUUUAAAAAAGCUCUGAGUUUAUGCAGUGAAGUUCAUGGGUAUGUGAUUUGGCAGAGGACCUAUGUGGAACCACUAGUGAUAUCCUGAGUGGGGUUUUUCCGAGGAAGUGGUCCUACGUGGCCCCGAUCUUGAGGUGGUUGCCUAGGUGUAUAUUGAAGCCGGAGGAGAGCUGUAACAUCAAAGAAAACUGGAUGAUCCCCGGGUAGGACAGCUUGGUCAGUGGGAAGCCUGGGGUUCCUUAGAGUUGGAACAGGCUUUGUGCCUGAGGAUCAACGGCUCAUUCAAUGACGGUGGCAGUGAAGAUGUAUGUCUGAAGGUUUACCUUUUCGAGAACCUUUCUUUUCAGAUGAUACAAACCUAUGAAGGUAAAACUAUUCUGCUUUCCCUCUGAGUCUUAAAAUUAAAUGUAUUUCUUAGAAAUAUGUUUUCUUGAACCCUCUUGCCUAAAAUACCAGAAGGAAAAGGGAAAAUUUAAAUAGCUACAAUUGAAUUGUUAUUUUUUGCCUUUUGACUCUUAGUUUAUAAAACAGUUUUUUCAGGGGAAAUUAUUCUGCCCUAGAGAUUCCUUUAGAGUAUAAGCUGUCAUGAUUUCUUGUAUGAUGGUUUGCUAACCUUUUAGCACUGAAGUUUUUUCUUUGAACAAAAUCUUGAGUGAAACUUAACAUAUAAAUUGUGAGAAAAUCAUUACCAUUAAAAUCAUUGCCCUGUA